AUGGAGACUUCUCUCUCCCCUUACCCACAGAUGAGGGCGUGGGUGCUUAUGCUGGCGUGUGUGUGGGCGUGCGGCUGGUGCCACGCCUCCUCGCUCAUAAGGAUCUCCGCAUAUGGGUACCCGAGUCCCUUUGGCUACGGCAGGGUGUCCUCCCCUAUGAUAUCCUCGACGCGGCCCAGGCGGAACGCCACCUUUGUCGCUCCGAGCUCAGAGAUCAUUGUCGAGGGUGAUGACGGCAGUGAAGAUACACCACCUUCUAUAACCCCUAACGACCACGUUAGGGAGGACGAGGAACCUCAGGAGGACAAUGACCCCUGGGAAGACGAUAUUCAUGGCCCCACGAAUGAAACGUUGCACCCCAUAAGAGUACGAAUACCCAUCAACAGGAUGGGAGUGGCCGCAGGCGGGCCCAGGAGGAAACUGCGGCCCAGCCUUCUAGGAAUCAGGCGACGUUCAAAGACGCAUGGGUCCACCACAGCGAGAAGUGCAGCGGGACCUCCGUCUGUCCGUCCUCCGGCGCCACCUCCAUCGCUUGCUCAAGGUCUUUUCGGACCCCCGGCGCUACCAGGGUUCGGGGUUAAGCCUCCUGCUCCACCAGUCUUACCACCGUCCACACCCACUCCUACCAUGAUGGGCAGCGUUGGACCACCAGCUAUCCCACCACCCAUCAGUUCACCGUCACCCCCACCUGGAGCUGACCAAGCACAGGUCACCGACAUCAAGUGUAUGAACACCGGGGCGACGAGUUCGUUCAUGGCGGUGCUGUCUCUCCCGGUGGGAUACAACGCCAUCCCCGUGUUCGAGGACCGGCCCACCAUCGACCCCACCAUCAACACCGCCUGCAGGAUGAUUCCCACCCAGCUCACCAACGACAUGUUCCAGCUCAUUGUCUCGGACUUGGAGCGGUGCGGAGUGAGGGAGUGUCGCCAACCUAAUGGCGAGACUUGGUUGUGUCUCCAGCUACGGUUCCCGCUGGUGAACGGCCUUAAGCUUCCAGAGGACGAGAUCAUCCAGAUCAGGUGCCGACCUCAGGACAAGGUGGCCCAGGACACCCACAUCCUCAGGGUCGCCACUGCCAAGUAUGCUGCUAAGGAGGCAAUAAGUGGAGGCGGCUCCACGUCGAUGUUCGAGGGAGGCCAGCAGGAGUUCCAGUGUGAAAUUGGCCUCUUCAGAAAGCUUCCGGGAACAGAGCUCUUUGCGUCCAUAGUGACACCAGAGGUGGAGCUUGACUUAGGGGAGGAGGUACAGCUUCGGUCUAUCGUGAGGGCCGGUGAUGGGUGGCAGUACAGUCGCAUCACCACCAUCAUCAUACAGAAGGUGGGGGCCCCGCGGGCCCGCUCCAUCCUCAACGCUGCUGACCUGGUCUUCGCUGACGGCUGCCGUAACCCCUCCUACAAGGUAAUCGCUCGCAAUCACCCGAAGAGGGAUCCACGGAACCCAUUGAUCAACAACUUCACUUUCCGGAUGUUCAUGUUCCAAGACAUGGAGGUGGGUGACACGCUCAUGAUCACCGCUAAUGUCAUCGGCUGCGUCGACGCCAAAGACUGCGCUCCGACCAACUGUGGCCCGGGAGACGACGAUCUUCUUGGGUUCGGUAGGAGGAAGAAGCGAGCGGUGGAGCAGUUCACCUUCACAACGGUUGUCCCACCUUCAGGUAUCCUCUCCUCGUCCUCCUCGUCCGGGCCUCCUUACCCGCCUCCUAUCACAGGGCCUUCCUCUGCCCCGCCGCCGUCAGCGUCCACCAGCAACUCCCACUGGGCACACGAGAACACUACCAACUGGAAGAGGAACUUACCCGUCAGGGUCAAAAUUCCUAAUGAUAAGGUGUAUCAGGAGUCUAUUGAAGCCCAAGAAUGUCGCCUUUAUUUAUUCAUCACUUUAGGAGUGGCUGCUGUCUUCUGUAUUUCCUCCGUGGUCUUUGUGGUCUUUACCCUCCUUCGUGGUCGCAAUAAAGAAAUGUCUUCGUCGGCUCCUGUAGCGUCGAUGAUUGGCCAGAUGGUUCCAGUGCAACCCAUGUCACCACCGUCCACGUAUUCAAGUUCCCUCUCGACUCAAGACUCAUCAGCCAGCACCUGCAGUCUGCCGUUGCCUAACUUCGUCGUGCCUUCGACAGUCAGACAUAGAAAGCGUCAGGUCAAUGCUGAACUUCUGAAAGUUUUUGACAAUGAACAUCAUUUUCCCUAUGGCACUUACCACCCAGGAAUGCUCAACUAUUAUGGGUACAUGGUGGUGCCUCGCAAAACACGAGGCAGGGUUAGUGAGAAGAAAUCUCUUCGAGCCAUUAAAAGAGACCAAAAGCGUCAUCAGUUGGACGAACCUGAGUUCGUAUGUCAGUGUUCCAGUAACCACGUUGACAGUUAUGAAGAUUCCAACUCCAAUAGUGAGAAUCACAAAUCAAUUAUCAGAAUAUUAGCUUCAUCACCUGACGCUGAAUCAUCUACCCUCAACCGACCCCCAAAACCGGUUCCGAGAAUGCAGAAAGGUCUUGAAAAUAUCUAUAGUGAGAUUACAGUCAGCAGCACACCGACGAUGGUCUGAGAAAAUACACACUAGAGUUUAACGCAGUGCCAUAAAUUUGUACAUAGGAGGUGACAUAAGGAAAUAUUAUAUUUUUAAUACUAUUAUUUAUUGUAGAGUGGGUCAUAACUGUACCAAAUUUGACACUCAUGCCCUGAAAGGUCUUGAAAAGUGUUAGGUAAGUGCAAUAACUCAGCAGACAAUAAUAACAUGCUUGAAAGAUUAGUGACUUGCAGUGUUGUCCCAGCAGUAAUUAUGAGCCAAAAGAACCACCAAUCACAAGUAAUUCUAAAGUGAAUUUAUAAUCCACUAUCUUGUAUUUCGCAAACAAAAAAAUAAAUCAAUGAGAUACCAAGGAAUCUCAGAUGGUGAUGGAGUACACUCUCGUAAAAGUAGCUGGAUCUUGAGUGAAACCCAAAUAUUUUAACUCCUGUAAACCAACUAUACAAUUAAUUUUCAGGUUUUAUGUUAUAUUUGCGUUCACCUUCCCUCAGGGCCAUGUUAGGGUAGGGUCUCCCGGAGUUGUUAAUCCAGGUAUUUUAAACUUAAGUACUUAGACGCCUUCACUGGCCUGACUAGUGCUCUCUAGAAGAAUUUAGAAUUGUCUGUUCUGCACUGUGGGCUGACGGACUUGAAGAUGCUGCCUCCGGUAUGAAUGGCGCGACUUACCGUGAAGUGGUUGGGGCUUGUCCCCCUACCUUGAGGUUACCUUGAGGUGCUUCCGGGGCUUAGCUUCCCUAAGCUUGGUCAACAUCUUAAAUGUUACAAAUCAGCCCUGGCGUGCCUGGCUAGAAGAGCUGCUAGUCCGGUAGCACUCAGCAAGCGAGGUGACCUAGUAAAGAAAGAUUUUUCAUGACUUUGUCCUCACUGGCGUAUGUGUAUAUGUAUAUAUAUACAUAUACUGUAUGGUCAAUAAGCUAAUGUAGUCGCCUAAUAACUCCUCUCAUGGUUGAAAGCCUUAAAGCCCAACACCAAACCAAACCAAAAAAAUCACCCUGUGUUGAACUGUUGAGUGAUAUAUAACUCGUUUUAGUUAGUGUUGUGUACUUGCUCAAAUAUUCCAGAGGUUAACACAGCUAAAUGACCAUUUUCUUGUAUAUAGAGUUAAAGUUGAAUUUGGUUAAUUGUUUUAUACGACUGCUGAUUCCUACAUACAUAUAGACCCAAUACCUAAGACUUUAGGAAGCAUGGCAGGAUCUUCAUCCUGGUAGUUGUGAUGUAUGUUACCACGUUACACAUCAUAGGUCAGAAUUGCUUUCUUUAUUGAAUUGUAUAUACAAGUAUUUUGAUCAAUAGUGAAGUAUUGCGCCAAUCAUUUAACUGAUAGUGAUGUGAUUCAGGAUGUCGUCAUUGCCACUGAAGUGAACAACGUAGCUGGCUGAAUAAUGUAUCCUCGUGGCACUCCUCUCAUUAUUCGAGUAUGACGAUUGUUACUCCAUCUAAGACGAUUCUACUUCCUAUAUGUCAUCCAUCACUCUCACCAUUUUGCAAGUGUUUCCAGAUGCUUGGAUUUUUUGUAAUCAUUCGUUCGAGUGACAUUUAUCCAAAUACGUUAACAAAGCCACAUCAACUUUAUAGCUUUGGUCAGAUGUUUAUUGAGCAGAUAGGUCCAGAGGUCUUUGUUCCCGUCUACCUUGUGGAGGUUCUGGUGAUCAAUGACCCCGCGGCCCGGUCUCCGGCCAGGCCUCCCAGUUGGUCGUCUGGCCAACCAGGCUGUUGGACGCGACCGUGGUGCAGAUACUUUCCCAAUUAUUUACAUCUCUCUAUUAGUCAUUCAAAAGAUCUCUGUGGGAUCAUUGUCUCCAUCAUUUAAACAUCUUUCACAGCAUCACUGCAGAGGUUGAUGUGAAUGUGUAAAGAGCCGCAUCUUUAUUUUUGUCUACCAAGCGUGGUCAGCAAGAAGUCGUCACCUCAGCACUUGGCUAUAGAAGCUCAUCAAGGAAAAGUCCCCUUACUGCCUCACCACAUGACUGAUAAUAUUAAAUAUGGCUUCUUCACGCACUCACAGCCACUUGUGGUAGCCAGGCUGGCUAUCACAGGUGGCUCACCACAGAUGGCUCACCACAGGUGGUGAUGCAUUGUCUUGGACCAGAAAAAUAACAGAGAUUACAAAGACCCUUCAGAUGAUUAAUAAAGAGAUAUAAAAGCACUUGAAUGAUGAUAUCAUAAUGUCACGGAGACUUGUUGAACCUCUCUGUUCAUCAUAUUUCCAUGAGGACUUGUUCUAUCUUUUGUGACUGGUUGGUGAUGUCCUGGGAGAUGGCCCGUAGCUGCAAGUACAUUUAGAGUAGACCAUUAUUUCACUAAUUCUUAUGUUGUCGGGAUUCUCUGAAUCCACAUAUAUGCACAUUGUAUAAGACUUCUUCUUCAGUCUUCUGGUUGUUGUAUAUAGUAAUUUUAUGUUCCUGUCAUUAUUUUUAGGAUGUUGAGAAGCAAUUAAGAUACUGUGCUGAUAUUAUUGGAAUAUACAUUAUAUAUAAUUUUAUAUUUAUACAUUUAUAUAUACAGCCC
Procambarus clarkii (red swamp crayfish) is the source of this 5028-nucleotide messenger RNA. RefSeq lists its product as uncharacterized. The record is from RefSeq and is a predicted model, not a curated record. NCBI's taxonomy places the organism in Eukaryota, Metazoa, Arthropoda, Malacostraca, Decapoda, Cambaridae.